This is a messenger RNA of Onthophagus taurus, 2240 nucleotides long. Its product is annotated as limbic system-associated membrane protein-like. Gene Ontology annotation, cellular component: axon; neuronal cell body; plasma membrane. Gene Ontology annotation, biological process: synapse organization; homophilic cell-cell adhesion. The record is from RefSeq and is a predicted model, not a curated record. Gene Ontology annotation, molecular function: axon guidance receptor activity; protein binding. NCBI's taxonomy places the organism in Eukaryota, Metazoa, Arthropoda, Insecta, Coleoptera, Scarabaeidae.
CGGUCAUCCAACAAACAAUUUUCCAAAUACAAAGGGGUAGGGAAAAAUAAGCGUAUUCGUGGCGGUGAAAAUAAGUUUCAAAAGUUGAUUGAUAAGAAAAGUUUUAAUAAAAGCAUUUUUUUAUUGUACUACUUUAUUAUUGUUAUUGUUUAAUGAUAUGAAUUUAAAUUUUUUAAUGUUAAUUCAGUGAAGGUGACUUUUUGAAAAUGACUUCUGAUAUUUUUAUAUGGUAUUUGGUGGUGACAUCGUUUAUUCAAGAUUCUUUGGGGGAUAAUCCGAAAGUGGAUCCAGCAAGUUUACCGAUGUUUCUCACGUCCAGCCAACUUUUCAAGGUCACAGAGAAGGAAACUGUCGUUCUUCCAUGUGAAGUGGCUAAUCCUGGUCAUUACAUUUUGGCUUGGAAGAAAGGAAUUGCGGUUCUUUCAGCGGGCAGCGUAAAAGUGUCUCCAGACUCGCGUAUAAACCUCAUGAACGGUUAUAACUUGGAAAUCAAGUCGGUGGAAGCUCAGGAUGCUGGAGAUUACGUUUGUCAAAUUGGGACGUUGGAACCGAGGGAAAUCACACAUACUUUAGAAGUUUUAGUUCCGCCAAAGAUACAAUAUAUUACCGCAAACGGACGUGUGGAGGCGAAAAAAGGAACAACGGUUAUUUUGGAAUGUCGAGCGAUCGGAAAUCCGAAUCCCAAAGUUACGUGGACACGAAAGAACAACCUGUUGCCGAGUGGGGAUCAAAUGUUGGUUACACCAUCGAUUACACUUCAAAAUGUCGAUAGACAUCAAGCCGGAACUUAUCAAUGUUCCGCUAAUAAUGGAAUUGGUGAACCGAUUAUAGAACAAAUUCUUUUACAUGUUAUGUAUCCUCCUGAAAUUACAGUAGAACGACCAAUUGUACAUUCAGGUGAAGGAUUCGAAGCUCAACUAGUUUGCAUAGUUCACGGCGAAAGUCAACCGGAGGUACUUUGGUAUAGAGAUACGAUGCAAUUAGACACAACCGAACAACGAAUUAUGCAAUCACGCGGUUCUCGACAUACUUUAGUUAUAAGAAAGGUGCAUCGUUCCGAUUUUGGUAAUUACACUUGCGCCGCCGACAAUCCUUUAGGUAAAACAAGAAAAACAGUUCAAUUAACAGGAAUACCAAAUUCCGCAAAAUUUAGUAGCGCAUCAAGAGGAUUAUAUCGCGAUAGUUACAAUAUAACCUGGGCUGUAGAAUCGUUCAGUCCGAUACAAGAAUACAAAUUACUUUUCAGACGUUUACCAGACAAUUUAGGUCACGCAGAUGGGUAUCCUCAGCCGCUUCAUCACCAGAGUCAAAGACGGACUACCGUCGUGAAAGAAUCCACGAUGAACGUUGGUUACGGAUAUCAACAUCAAUUUAACGAUAGAAGAACCGAUUGGAGGGACGUAAUCCUGCAAGCGAAUCCGGUCUCCCAGUUUCCGGGUGUUCAGUCGAUGAGCUACGUCAUCAAAGGUUUGAAACCGGGACAAAAUUAUGAGGCGAAAGUGGAGGCACGUAACCGGUAUGGAUGGAGUCCAAUUUCCGAACCGUUCACCUUUCAAACUGCAGAUACAGAUAUGAAUUAUCCAGAACGACCUCAAACACCAGGACAUAUCUACAACGAGAAUGAAAUCCAUGAUUUCGAACCACGAAUAUAUUUUAAUAACGCCAAGCCAUUAAAGCCCCAAUUAAAUUCAAUCUUAAUAAUACCUCUUUUUAAUGUAUUAUUUUUUCUUUCACGUUAAUAAAUAUUUGUUCCAAAUUUAAUAAAAAAUCAGUAAUCGAGAGCAAAAAAAAUAGAGAUUCCGUUAAGAGAGCAGCACUUAACGGAUGACUGAAGCACUUCGUAUUCGUCAUUAUUCGCAAUUUGAGGGUGGCAUGUCAGAAUCAGCUGACGGUUAAAAAGCGGUGAUCGAUGCGAUUUUCCCAACUUGAGUGAUUCUUUUUUUUAUUUAUUAAUAAAGGGGGUCCAAGUAGUGAGAAAGAAACAGGAAAUGCCGGAAAGAAUUAUGGAUUUAAAGACUUUGAAAUGUAAAUAAGUUAAUUAAAUGGUUAAUUGUUAUAUAAAAAAUAAAUACGAAGGAGCUUUAAAUGUCGCACUAUUAAUUAAUUAAUUUAAACAAAUAAACCUAUAAACAUAUUCAAUUUAAAUGAUUGAUGUAAAUGUAAUGUAGCUAUAAAACUUAUAGAGAUAAGGUAAUAAUUUUAAGUUUGUAUGUCGUACAAAAAAAGAACUGAAAAUGAUU